This is a messenger RNA of Ambispora leptoticha, 768 nucleotides long. Lineage: Eukaryota; Fungi; Glomeromycota; Glomeromycetes; Archaeosporales; Ambisporaceae. The record is from the annotation of a GenBank genome assembly.
AUGUUUGCAAGUACUCUAGCAAGAUUUUUACAUAAAAUUUUACCGAAUUCCAAAAUAUUGUUCCAAGAUGAUUUUUUCAAGCCUGACGCCGACAUUCCAAUUGAUCCAAAAACAAAUCUUGCCAAUUGGGACUGUCCUGAAGCAUUGGAUCUAGAAAAUUUUGCAAAUGUCUUGCGUGAAAUAAAAAAAACCGGUAUAAUUCCGGAUACUUAUUCCUCGAAAGAGGAACAGAACAUAAUGGGGAAACCAGUUCAAUUGCAGCGUCCAUUGUUGAUAGAUGAGUUAAAGAGAAAAGUGGAUGAUUUUUUGGUGUCAAAGCAACGUAAGCACAAACUAAAGCAGGACGAUAAAAAUGUAGGGAUUAUUAAUGGAAAUGAUCAUGAACUAGCGAACUGGAUAUUUGUGAUUGUGGACGGGUUCAUGUUAUAUUGGGAUCAAGAAGUGAGUUCAAAUUUGGACAUGAAAUUUUUUAUCGAUGCAGGUUACGAAACAUUAAAAAAACGACGGGAAAAUAGAAGUGGAUAUGUGACUCUGGAAGCAUUUCCAGGUUAUUGGGUUGAUCCACCAAAUUAUUUUGAUAAUAUUGUCUGGCCAAACUUCGUAAAGUUUCAUCAACAUUUAAAAUCUAAUCGCCGCGAGAGAGGUAUCGAUAUUAACGAUCUGGUGGUAUUUGAAGGCGAGGAUAAAUCACCAAUCGAUCAGAAUGUCGAACGCGCGAUAAACGUGAUCCUUGAACAUAUAGACAACAGGAUUAAUUCGCAAGAAUAA